AGAAAAAGGUUAUUAAGAGAGGUAAAAAGGUUGAAACUUGAAAGCAGAUGGAAUAUGGGCUCUUUUAGGGGCUUAAGUGCUCUUAAGUGAUGUAAGAGGAGGUGCUAAUGGUGGGGGAUCUGUGACUCUCUUAGCUAAAAACGUUCAAGAACAGAACACGGCACAAAUCCAGAGGAAAGGAUAAAAGGUGGAUGAGUCCACUUGUGCUUUACUGGGUAUUAGUAAUAUCCGAAAAGCAAGCCAAAUUUUGGAAUUUUUUGGCGUUUUAGCAUUAAAUUCAUUCAAUCCUUUUCAAGCUUCAAAAAGCACAAUCUUUCUGUGGUAUAGAGAGAGAGAGAGAGAGAGAGCACAGCAAAGGCAAGCAUGGAGGUGGGUCAGAUGCAGAGAACAUGGGUUGAGUAUACCAAGUCCUUGUUUAUGGAGGGGUUUCUGGACGGUCAGUUUACACAGCUUCAGCUGCUACAAGACGAGAGUAACCCAGAUUUUGUUGUUGAAGUUGUGUCUCUCUUCUUUGAAGAUUCUGAGAGGCUUCUUAAUGAUCUUACCAGAGCCUUAGAUCAGCAAAGUGUAGAUUUCAAAAGGGUUGAUGCUCAUGUGCACCAGUUGAAGGGUAGCAGCUCCAGCAUAGGUGCACAGAGGGUUAAAAAUGCCUGCAUUGCUUUCCGCAGCUUCUGUGAGCAGCAGAAUUCUGAAGCGUGCCUGAAAUGCCUGCAACAAGUAAAGCAAGAGUAUUAUCUUGUGAAGAACAAGCUUGAAACUCUAAUCAGGCUGGAGCAACAAAUCGUGGCGGCUGGUGGGUCAGUUCCCAUGGAAGAAUUGAGUUUUUAAGGUUAUCAACUGAAAUUGGGAGGAUUAUUAUAGAGAUUUUUUUUUUUUUGUGUGUGUGUUUCACUCGUCUUUCACCAUCAGGUUCUGUUUAAUCAAAUGUGCUUUGUAAGAGUUCUGUCAAAGAUAAAGAGUCUUAUCUACUGCCACUUCUCAUUAUGAAGAGAACCUUUGCUGUUUA
Molecule: messenger RNA, 1006 nt
Organism: Hevea brasiliensis (rubber tree)
Lineage: Eukaryota; Viridiplantae; Streptophyta; Magnoliopsida; Malpighiales; Euphorbiaceae
Product: histidine-containing phosphotransfer protein 1
Exons: 7
Coding region: 364-828 (154 amino acids)
Biological process (GO): phosphorylation; phosphorelay signal transduction system; cytokinin-activated signaling pathway
Cellular component (GO): cytoplasm; nucleus
Molecular function (GO): histidine phosphotransfer kinase activity; protein histidine kinase binding
Source: RefSeq, a predicted model, not a curated record